AUGCAUUCAAAUUACAAAUCCCCAUAUUUGGAGACAUCUUUUAAUGACUCGGAUGAGGAGCCUGAAUAUGUCUCUGAACUCACAGCCAAAGACUACGCCCAAGGCGUGAAGCAGAUCCCAGAUGUCAAAAUCUCGAAAUUCAUCUCGGAAGCCGAAUUGAACCAAGGCCUGAACAAAUGGCUUCCGAGGCCUAAUCAUCCCUGCGCUGCGAGAACAGUGCUGAGAGAUUCCGUCUUCCAGCCCAUCAGCGAGCUGCUCGUGAUGUACGGCAAAGGAGAAUGGAGCUUGAGACCUCGAAUCUUUUCCGUUCUCAGGAUUCUUGGCUGUGCAAACCUGCUCGACUGCUUUGCUCGGGAGGGUCUAAUGGACUCAGCGCUGCCCUUUACUGAUAGCACAUUGCCGGCGUUCAUCAACGGAUUUGAGAUUCGCAAAAAGUUUCUAAAGCUACAGCACGCGGUUCUAUACAAAGAAAAGGGCCUAGAGGCACUGGAAGAUGGCGGUACACACUUGCAUCUUGCGGGCAGUGGAGACGACUACUUCCGGUCCAUCAAACCGUUGGGGAUGGGUCGCUAUGGUACUGUUGACCAGGUCUUCAGCGCAAAUACUGGACGGGUCUAUGCUCGGAAGAGAAUUGUCAGGGGACACUCUCCUUUGGUCGAUGAACGUCUCUUGAAGCAAUUCGAAAGCGAAAUCCAGGCGCUAAAGCGAUUGUGGCACCCUCAUAUCGUCAAACUCAAAGGGUCUUACACGGAUCAGAGGUUCCUUGGAAUCAUCAUGAUACCAGUCGCGGAGUUGAAUCUCGAUGAGUAUUUGAAGGAAGCAAGCAUAGAUGAGAAUCUGCGGAGACGACGCUUGAGGUCAUUCUCCGGCUGCCUUGCAACAGCUCUAGCAUACCUGCAUCAGCGGAAUAUCCGCCACAACGAUAUCAAACCGCAGAACAUCCUGGUCGCAAACUCGAACAUCUACCUUUCCGACUUUGGCACUUCCAGGGCGUGGGGCACCGAGGGCCGGAGCACGACACAAGGAAAGCAUGAAGGCUACACCCCACGCUAUUCUGCACCGGAGACACAUGAAACAGGCGCUCGCAACAGCGCUGCUGAUGUUUGGUCGCUUGGCUGUGUCUUCCUGGAAAUGGCCACUGUUCUGCAAAGACAUUCCACUUCAGACAUGUGGGCAUUCUUUGAGGAUAACGGUACCAUGAGGACCGAUGCUAUCUGGGCGAACCAAGCCGCAGCUAGACUCUGGAUAUCCCAGCUGGCCGAGGACCGGGUGGACGCUGAUCCUAGCUUUUUGAAGCUGAUUUUAUACAUGCUGCAGCCUGAACCGGGAGAGCGACCUACGGCUGCUCAAGUCAGGGGCCGGCUGAUUGAUGAAUGCAACUCAAACGGCUACAUCUGCCCUUACUGCGCGUCUCCGGAUGGCCUGUCUCCGACUCAGAGUCCACUGACCCUCGAGGAAGCGAGAAAGAAGAGUCUUCACAAGGACCAGGACCUCAAGUUACCUGAUGUGGAGAACACAGACUCUGUUUCCGCAUCGACGUUGAACCUACCAGAACGUGAGGAAAAAGCCAAGCCAGUGGCCAUUGAGGACACGCCCGACACUGAGAAUCCCUCUGCAACUGGAAUCACCGCCCAAAAUACCAUCGUCCUGCCGGUGGCUACUAAAUCACUCGGACGCAAAGUGCGGUUUGCUGGUCUGCCUGAGGAGCUGCGGCCCAUGCCAACUGACCCAACACAACCAAGCCCAGAUGAAUCCGCCACUUUUGUCUGUCCGGGGCCUGUCGUUCCGCCUCCAUUCAGACAACAGGACAGUCUCCCUCUCCCAGGGGCCACUCUUGUGCCUUCCUACAUUCUCGCUGGAACAAACCACUUCACCAAGACGGAGCUGUCGGUGGCCAACCGGGCUCGCAGUGUCGAAUCAAAUCUCUUUGUAUAUGGCCGGCUCAUGUUCCCUAGCAUCCUUAAUGCCAUAGCCAUCGCAUCCACCAAGGGUGUCUACUCCCCCGAGCUGAGGCGGCGACUGCAUCCCACCACGGCUGACUGGGCGAAAGCCGACCUGUCCAUCAAGCACGCAAGCGAAGCGAUGACACCAGCUGUUCUUCGAGGGUACGACCGCUGGCGGCCUCGAGGACUCAACUGCGCCGUCAUACAGGAUGGCCGGCUGACAAGGAAGAUCCUCAGGCGUCGGGAGGACCGAGGGUAUAAGGACCUUCCUAGUGUACCUGCCGGGGAAGUUGUUGGCUUCUUGAUCCUGGGGGUCAGGUCCGAGGCCUUGCGCUUUUGCGACGCCAUCUUCGGCGGGGACAAACAGUCCCUGAGAAGCAUGAAGCCACGGGAUCAGGACUCACACUCGGACUCAGACUUUUCUGACGAUGAUGCUCUCCACCCUCAUGGUCGGGCUGGUAACAGUCGCCAUGGGAGUCGACGUCGGGAGCUGUUACAAAGACAAACAGUCGAAGUGGAAGUGGAGGCUCACGGUGGCAGCAUCGAGAAAGUCCAAGCACAAACUUACGUGUGGAGCCAUGGGGUCCACGGUCUCCACAACGUCUGGGAAGAGGAGCGGUUCCUCCGUAGCAAACACAUGCAGACGACGCUGGGACAGGCCUCGACAACCUCUCUGACAUCGUGGAUCGCUCAGGAGCAGACACUGGCGUCGAUCAUGAACAUCUCCUUCGCCCGUGUGGGGGACUACCUAUGUGGCCCGAUCCUCGCCGGCAACAUCCAAGAACUCGCGAUUCUUCUCCGGAAUGGCUUCGACGCCAACGCCAGCUGCCGUAUCUACGGACAACCUCUCAAUGCCGCAAUCGUAAAAGGCCGAGAAGAUAUGGUUCGCCUUCUGUUGGACAACGGAGCACAAGUGACCGGGGUCUCGGAUGGCGGACAGUACGGAUCGCCGCUGAUCGCCGCGGCGUACAGCGGCAGGAAGAGCAUCUCCAAGCUGCUCAUCCAGUGCGGCGCCGACAUGUACGAAGGCGACGGGGUGCACGUCAACGCGCUGUACCAGGCGGUCGCGCACGGGGACUACGCCCUGGCGGAGAUGUUCCUCGACCACGGCGCCUGGCUGUGCAGGGAGUGGCGCGAGAUCCGGGACCUGGCCGAGGAGCUGGGGGACGACGACAUGCAGUCGCUGCUCGAGGGGUACGACGUCAGGAAGAUGCACAUGAGGUACCUGCGGGAGCGGGAGCACCUGGAGGAGAACCGCGUCAGCAGGGACGAGGUCUACGACGACAGCGUCAACGUCAGGCUCCUUCCGGGGCAGCUGCGGCACAGGGCCAUCAACUGGGACGACGUCAACCUUUCCAAGGUCGGAGUCGCGGUCGUUCGGAGGAUCGCGACGGCUUCGCGCAUGUCGGGGAGCUGGAAGGGGAGGCGGGGCGUGGCGGUUGUGCUGGCCGCGUUGAAUGCUGGCGCCCCGAAAGAGAUCCUCAAGCUGCUGCGCGACGUUGUGAAUCCGCUGCGACGACUCGUGCAGAUAUUACGAGAGGCCGAGGAGAACAACGAGGAUGGUAGCGUUGGGAAGACAUCCGAUCCUUUGUCUCGUGGCGUUCAGGAGAUCAGCGCAUAA
Molecule: messenger RNA, 3564 nt
Organism: Diaporthe citri
Lineage: Eukaryota; Fungi; Ascomycota; Sordariomycetes; Diaporthales; Diaporthaceae
Exons: 2
Coding region: 1-3564 (1187 amino acids)
Biological process (GO): protein phosphorylation
Cellular component (GO): cytoplasm
Molecular function (GO): protein serine/threonine kinase activity; ATP binding; protein binding
Source: RefSeq, a predicted model, not a curated record